ACCCCCGGUUUUUAUCUUAUUUUAUUUUAUGCACAUCAACGCAUUUAUAUAAAAAUACAGUAUAUUUGAUGAUCCAUAUAUCCCUAGCACAUUCAGUUAGAAAUGGAGUUGGCUAUUUUCUUACACACAGGGUCAUGUGAUACACAAUGUUUAAUGUUUGCGCAGAAAUGUUAAAAUUGUUUCGGAAAGUCUUCGCACACAUGCUUUAACUAGCUGCAGCUCCCAGGUUUACGCCGAUCCCAGAACAGAGCAGCGCAUGUCUGCAGGCUAAUGAGAAGGUUAGAUGUGCGCAGAUGUGCCGUGGGGGUUCUCGCCCUAACGUGAGCGGCCAAGGGGCGAGCUUUAGGUGGCGGGACUAACGUGACAUUUCCGUGCAGGGUUUUUAAAUGGCAUCUUCCACCAGCUUCAUCACAUCGACACCGUACAGCAUGGCUCCGCUAGCACGGUCAGAAUUAACUUGGUGAAUAGGUUGGGUAAAUCAGCAACCGCCUCGUUUAAACAUCCACACAAGCAUGAUUUCAUCCGAAUGAUGGGAAAUGACAGGGCACACUGUGUAAGACGCGCAGCGACCACGAACAACGCAAGGAUGAACACAUACAUGAAUCUCAGAAAGUGUCAAAGUGUCGCGCGUCGGAUCAAACAAAGAGAAGCAAUACCAUCUUUUACAGCGACAAGAAAAGUCCAUCUUUUACAAUACAGCAUUGCCUCGACAAGACACGUGCUAACAGAAACGUGACCACGGAUGACAGCACGAAUCCUGUCAUUUGGACUGCGGUUAUUUCGGAAUUUCCCGUCCACGAGUGUGUGUUCAGGGGAGAUGUCCGGUGCCUGUACUCACUAAUACGCACUCAGAACAUCGCACACAAAGACAUGCAUGGAAACAUGCCACUCCAUCUUGCUGUGAUGUUGGGUCAUAAAGAGUGCGCUCAUCUGCUUUUGGCCCACUGCUCGCCUGUGAAAGUGAAGAACGCCCUUGGGUGGAGUCCACUCGCUGAAGCCAUCAGCUACGGUGACAGAUAAAUUAUGCCACUUCUCUCACGAAUUCUGCCAUCGGAUGCCUGCAAGAUCUACAAGCAGGGCAUCAAUAUCAGGGAUUGAGUUUGAGAGACUCUGCAGGUUACACACCACUCUGGUGGACUGCAGUGACAGGAAGUGUCGCCGUGGCAAACUCAGCUUUAUCUUCCACGGGGAUGCACCACCUGCCGAGGCCUUUGUCGUCCUUGACAACGAACAGAAGGUGUAUCAGCGAAUUCGCCAUGAAGAGUCUGAGAUGGACACAGAGGAGGAGGUGGACAUUCUCAUGAGCAGUGACAUCUACUCAGCCACGCUCUCCACCAAGAACGCCUAUUUCUCCCGCAGUCAUGUUGGCUGGGUCUUCAAAGAGGAUAAGACAGAGAAGGCCGGGAAGUUCGUGGGUGACCUGUACACGGUGAAGGGCCUGAUCCUGAAGUGCAGGGAGCAUCUGAACGAGGAGGACGUGCUCCAUAACAAAGCCCUGGUGGAGAGCCUGAGCAGGGGCGGGGCCCUGACCGAGCAGAGCUUAGAGGUUGCUAAAUGCGCUGGAGGUCAUCGCUCCCUUCAAGCACUUCAGCAAACUCAGAUUUUCAGAUGAAGCUUCCUCCUCGAUUUCCAGUCAAACUCGUGAUUAAGACAUCCCCGUGUUUCCGAUCAUCAAAGCUACAGUGACAUUUCAGGAGUUCCGGUUUGACAAGUCCAUCUUCACCAUCCCCGCUGACUACAAAGAAGGCCCCUACCGCUGACCUCACAUGUAACAAGAGGUCUAACAUUACUAACAAAGAUUACCACUCAAAAGAUGAUCAAAUCUGUUUAUUCUGAUUUAUCUAAAGUUAUCUGCUUGUCUUUGUCCAUAGCUUUAGUGAAAGCUGUGUGCACAUGUGUUUUGGAGGAUGGAGAAGGGAAAGCUAUGCUCUUAAGGUUCAUUGUGGUCCCCCUUUCGGAGCACGCCAUCCACAAAAGAGGAUGACGUGUUUCUGAAUGAAUGCAGUGACACUGUUCCAAAGUUCAGGACCCCAGCACCCACAGAACACACUCACUAUGCACAAGCGCACUGGGUCUUGAGGCCUUGUAUUGAAUUUCUCAGCCUGGCCGUUUUGGUUCCUGGAUGUUAGUCGGGUGUGGUUUUUUGAGGUCGCUACUGCCACCUGCUGAUUUGUACCGCCUGAGCCAUCACUGAUUCACUGCAGCAGACAUUAAGGAGCCAAGUUCAGGAACAUAGCUGCUGUUACUUUGAAUGUAGCCUUGUAAAUAUCAAAAAGAUCAGCAUCCAUUUGACUUGAAAACAUCAGUUUCGAAGUAUGGAAAUAUUUUUGCGAAGAGCAAUAACCAAACUGAAUCAAAGAGUCUCGGGUUUAAGGAAGAAUGCUAUUGACGCUAGAGGGUGAG
Molecule: messenger RNA, 2403 nt
Organism: Electrophorus electricus (electric eel)
Lineage: Eukaryota; Metazoa; Chordata; Actinopteri; Gymnotiformes; Gymnotidae
Source: RefSeq, a predicted model, not a curated record